GCCGCGACGGCGCUCGGCUGCUCCGACGGCGGCAGAGGGGCGAACGAGGCUCAGUAGCGUUCCGGCUGCCAGCGAGCGAGCGUCCCUGUGCGACCCACCGACAGACCCUCUGCCUCUCUCUGCCUCUCUCUCUGUCUCUCAUUCUCUCUCUGAGUGCUGCAGACCAUUUCGCUCGUGGUUUUUGUGGUGGAAAAAGCAAAGUGCGAGAGUGCCGCCGCCCGGAAAAGCGGGCAAGAAACCGCAACGAGACAGUGACAGUGACCGCCGAGAGUAAUUUUAAUAAAAUGACAUCGGCCCGCUCGUGAGAAAGGAUUUUCGUGACACGCUUUUUGGAUUACAAACACAAAACAGGAGCUGGAUGUCGCUCAACGUAGGUAGAAGACUGUCAGCGUGGCGGCCGCGAGAGUCGUCGCCGAGCGUGCAGGGAUGAGGUCACGAGCGGGGCGCCUUUUCUUAUCCAAGUGGGCGCCCUUGCAUUGACCAACCACUCAGAAUGUUCGUCCCUAGAUGUCCUUUGGCUUCCGCCGUGGUGCUAAUUCUGCUCGCGCUCGCGGCAACGGAGGUACUUGUGUCUGCGGACGCGAUCGCGGCGCCCGACUGGACGGAUCACUGUCCGGCGACGUGCAAGUGCAAGUGGAUAUCGGGCAAGAAGACGGCCAGCUGCCGCGAGGCCGGCCUGACCACGAUCCCUGGCUCUUUGAACGCCGACAUCCAGGUGCUUGAUAUCAACGGAAACCCCAUUCCCAUCCUCUCGAAAGCAAUCUUCAGUGCAGUGGGAUUACUAAACCUGCAACGCAUUUAUCUGAAAGGCUGCGGAAUCAAGGAGAUCGAACCUUCGGCGUUCAGGGAUCUGACCAUCCUGAUCGAGGUGGACCUCUCCAGCAACAGCCUCACAAUGCUGGACCCAAAGACCUUCCUUGGCAACAACAGGCUGCGCAUCCUCGACCUCAGUGGUAAUCCUUUGAAUCAGCUGCGUGAGGAGCAGUUUCCGUCGCUGCCCCACUUGAAGACGCUGGAGAUGAAGUCGUGUCGGCUCAAACACGUCCACAAGAGGGCCUUUGCUAACCUGGCGGCCCUCGAAUCACUCAGUCUGAGCAACAAUAAGCUCAAGUAUUUGACAGAGGCGGUUUUUGCCCCUCUCGUGCAGAUCAAAUCGCUGUCGCUGGACGGGAAUCCGUGGCUCUGCGACUGUCAACUUCGGGACUUCAAAACCUGGUUUCUAAAAGUGAAACUUUCUUCCUUGCCGCUGACCUGUUCCGAGCCUGAGAGUCUCAAGGGCCGGCCGUGGGGAGACAUCGAUUCCUCAUUCUUUUCCUGCGCUCCGCGGGUUGAGCUUACGGACACGAUGGUGCAGGGAGAGGUGGGCGGAAACGCCACAUUCGGGUGUCAAGUGUGGGGAGACCCUGAGCCCAGUCGCGAGUGGCUCUUCAAUGGCCACUCACUCAACAUGAAUGGCAGCGACCCCAACGUGCAGAUGGAACAGGACAACUCUGGCUGGCUCAAUGUGACGUUGUCUAACCUGACCGACCUUUACGUCGGUGAGUACUCGUGCGUUGCGGAGAAUAUCGGCGGUAGGGCGGUGAAAAACCUGACGUUGAUUCUACCUGAAGUGGUGACCGCCACGACUCUGAGCAAGGCAGAGUCGUGGCUGUUAAUGGCUGGGCUGUUGGCUGGUGGAGCCGGCACGGUCGUCACGGCUCUCACGGCCGGCAUGUGCCUCUGCCUCUGCUCGCGGCGAAACAGGAAAAAGGGCAACAGGCAGUCCAAGUUGUCAGGCAGCGUCAGUUAUACAGACCAGGAGAAAAAGCUGCUUGACUGCAGCAUCACGGAGCGAGCGUCGGGCACGGUUAGUUUCGAGGGCAUGUCACAGACUGAUAUGGAAUUGUUGACUAGAGACCCCUCGACCGUUGAUCUCUCCGCCGAGCCGGUGCACAUCACCAUCGAAAACCUGCCAGCCGACUGCGUGCUUGCUAACGCGGCCGCCACCGGUGCCGGCUGCAGCGGCGGCGGGCCGGCCUACCCUUCGAAUGGGGCGCCCUACGUGAUUCCACCACCUCCUCAGCCCCUCGCGGCGCAGCAACUACCGCGAGGGGCCCUGGCGCCACCACCAGAAUUUUCAUCAGGGCUCGCUCCAACCUCGUUCGGCAACAUCUUCAUCGCGGUCAAGGACCCAAACGCAUCUGGUAACGCCUCCAAUCCGCACGACGACGUCACGCGGUACCCUGACCUGCUGGACCUGCCGCAUCGCUCCAAAGGCGUCAGCGUCACGGUGGGGAGCGAAAGGCCGUACCACCUUCACCAUACUCUCCGCCAUCCCCACCACGCACACCCCCACCACCACCACCGGCCCCACCAGCAGUACUAUCAGGCCCACCAGUGCUGCCCCACCACCGGCUUUGAGCAAUGCGUGCCCGAGAUGGCCGUCGGUGACACCUUGCUUGCAGCAGCGUGCGCCACCCUUCCCAGGCGGCCACGGACCAACUCCGGCAGCAAAGUGGGGCCAGUUGUGUGCGUGCGGUCACAUUACGACACCGUUGGGCCCCGCGUCACGGCGAGUGGGGGCAGCGGCUCCGUGCUUUCUCUUCCAGAGACCUCGGAAGAGGAGGCCAAGGCCCAGGAAACGGGCGGCCAGGGACAGAAGGAGGUUCCGACGCCGCCGCCACCCCCAAUGUGCACACCCCUGCCACCCGAGUUCGUGUCGCUUUAAUAAACUGGUGCACGCGCGGCGUUUGUAUCGUAACUGUGCUGUGACGACCCCAUUCCACUCUAAUUCCACCACCCCCGCCAAUCGCGUAGCAAACAAAAUACCCUGGCGUUCUGUUAUCUGUAGGGUUGGGAAUAUGGAUGUGGACUUUCGAUUAAAAUAUAGGACUCUUAUUAGAUGGUUUUGAGUUCAGUUUGAAUUUUUAAAAAUUUUAUUGCCAGCAAUAUCACAAAUACAGUGGAUUAAAAUUCUCUCAUAUUGUUUUGGUUCCUUUAAAGAGCUCCAUGAUCAAAUUAUGAUAGUUUUAUUGACGAAAUUAAAAUAU
Molecule: messenger RNA, 3029 nt
Organism: Cloeon dipterum
Lineage: Eukaryota; Metazoa; Arthropoda; Insecta; Ephemeroptera; Baetidae
Gene: kek6
Product: kekkon 6
Exons: 2
Coding region: 494-2707 (737 amino acids)
Molecular function (GO): protein binding
Source: RefSeq, a predicted model, not a curated record